UUUUCUAAUGAGACGACGAUUUGUGGAUUAACAUCACUCUUGAAACUGCAGUAGGAGAAUAUAUGGUGUUAGACUCUGCGAAAUAGUUGGACCGAAUUAUGUCGAUGUUACUACUGUUUCCUGGUUGAGCUUUCCCUUCGUUUGGAUUGUGUUUUCCCUCCUGCUGCCGUCAGUAGUGAGAGAUGCUCUCCGAAAAUUUUGGAAAUGACAAAAAAGGCAGAUUUGUCUGACGAGUAUUGGAAAUAAAGCUUCAUGGAUAUAGACCAGUGACUGCACCAGGCUUGAUUUAUCGGUGGACGACCUGCUGCAAAUGCCUCGCCCACCCCUGCUCCCAGCCCCCUGCGUAGCCAGGAUGGAAAGCCACGUUGUCAGUAGGAUGGAACCUGACGAAUAUUGGCCAUUCUGAUGAAGAUGUUGCCCGGAUACAUAUAAAAAUCUGUGUGGGAAUACUUGCCAUGCAAAGAGCCUUUGAGAUUUUUGACAGCUUCACUCUCGGGAGGCCUGGUAUCUUGGGUUUGAUUAUUUCUUUAGUUCAAGUGGAUAUAAAGUAGUGCUGCCAGUGUUUGCGGUUUGUGGUUGGACUAGUGUAUCACUGGUGCUUGUGUGGAAGAGGAUUGAGCAUGCCCUUACAACGACUAAACCGCCUGUCCGGCGUUUGGAGGGCCAUGUGUCCACGGCUAAGCCUUAGCGCUAGCCUGGAUCUCCCAUUCUUGUGUUGGAUAGUGAGCUUGGUGGUGCACGCCCAUUUGGCCGCCUCUCAAAAACUGGACGAGAUGGACCCGGUUGUAACUACAACUUAUGGCAAGGUUAGAGGAUUCAAAAAAGAACUUAACAAUGAGAUCCUGGGACCUGUCAUCCAGUUCUUGGGUGUGCCCUACGCUGCACCCCCUACAGGGGAGAGGCGCUUUCAGCCGCCUGAGCCCCCUAUCCCAUGGUCAGAUAUCCAUAACGCAACACAAUUUGGCCCUGUUUGCCCUCAAAUCCUACUAGAAGGCAGACUACCGGACGUUAUGCUACCUGUUUGGUUCACCAAUAGUAUUGAAGUGGUGUUGUCCUACGUACAGGACCAGAGUGAGGAUUGCCUAUUCUUAAACAUAUACGUUCCAAUGGAGGAUGGUCCUCUUUCAAAGAAACAGAAUGAUGAUUUAGCUGAUAAUGACGGUGCUGAGGAUGAAGACAUUCGUGAAAGUGGGAGCCCCAAACCAGUGAUGGUAUUCAUUCAUGGAGGAUCGUACAUGGAAGGCACAGGAAAUAUAUUCGACGGAAGCAUCUUGGCCAGUUAUGGCAAUGUCAUCGUCAUAACCAUAAACUAUCGGCUCGGUGUGCUCGGUUUUUUGAGCACAGGAGACCAGGCAGCCAAGGGAAACUAUGGACUUCUCGAUCAAAUCCAGGCUCUGCGCUGGACAAGUGAAAACAUUGCUUUCUUUGGGGGUGACCCUUUACGCAUUACUGUUUUUGGCUCUGGGGCCGGUGCCUCAUGUGUCAACCUCCUCACUCUGUCCCAUUAUUCUGAAGGUAACCGUUGGAGCAAUUCAACCAAAGGUCUUUUCCAAAGGGCCAUAGCACAAAGUGGCACAGCGUUGUCCAGCUGGGCUGUCAGCUUUCAGCCUGCCAAGUAUGCCCGCAUGCUGGCAAAGAAGGUGGGGUGCAACCUCAAAGAUACAAUGGAGAUGGUAGAGUGCCUACAGAAAAAACACUACAAAGAGCUAGUGGAGCAAGACAUUCAGCCUGCACGCUACCACAUCGCCUUUGGACCCGUCAUUGAUGGUGAUGUCAUCCCUGAUGACCCUCAAAUCCUCAUGGAACAAGGGGAGUUCCUCAACUAUGACAUCAUGCUGGGCGUCAACCAAGGCGAGGGGCUGAAGUUUGUGGAACUAAUUGUGGACAAUGAGAAUGGUGUCCAAGCCAAUGAUUUUGACUAUGCUGUGUCAAGUUUUGUUGAUGAUUUAUAUGGCUACCCAGAUGGGAAGGACAUUCUGCGGGAGACGAUUAAGUUUAUGUACACUGACUGGGCUGACCGUCACAACCCAGAGACCAGGAGAAAGACCCUGCUGGCACUGUUCACAGAUCAUCAGUGGGUGGCUCCAGCAGUGGCCACGGCAGACCUCCACUCCAGCUUUGGCUCCCCUACUUACUUCUACGCCUUCUAUCAUCACUGCCAGACAGAGCAGGUGCCACCCUGGGCUGAUGCAGCACAUGGUGAUGAGAUCCCCUAUGUGUUUGGGCUGCCCAUGAUUGGUCCAACUGAGCUCUUUCCUUGCAACUUUUCCAAAAAUGAUGUGAUGCUUAGCGCAGUAGUAAUGACAUACUGGACCAACUUUGCAAAGACUGGUGACCCCAACCAGCCUGUUCCACAGGACACCAAGUUCAUCCACACCAAGCCUAACCGCUUUGAGGAAGUGGCCUGGACACGUUACAACCAGAAGGACCAGCUGUACCUGCACAUUGGCUUGAAGCCCCGUAUCAAGGAACAUUACCGUGCUAAUAAGGUCAACCUAUGGCUAGAGCUGGUCCCUCAUCUCCACAGUCUUAAUGAGGUCACCCAGAUAAUUUCCACCACCACUAAGCUACCUCCACCCGAGGUCACUCCACGAACACCAAAGAAGAUCCCGGUCAGCACCAAGAGACCCUACCCCACACCUUUCCCCACUGAAACACAGGAUAGCCACAACCAGAACCAGAACCAGCCCUUUCUGGUGGACCAGCGGGACUACUCCACAGAGCUGAGUGUCACCAUCGCCGUGGGUGCUUCGUUACUGUUCCUCAACAUUUUGGCAUUUGCAGCACUCUAUUACAAGAAAGACAAACGGAGGCACGAGGUUCACCGACGAUGCAGCCCACAGAGGACCACUGCCAAUGAGCUACCCCAUACGCAAGAGGAGGAGAUCAUGUCUCUACAAAUGAAACACAGCGAUCUCGAGCGGGAAUGCAGAGAGGCUAUGCACCCACACGAGGUGGUCCUGAGAACUGCCUGCCCCCCGGAUUACACACUCGCCAUGCGACGUUCGCCAGACGACAUCCCGCUCAUGACACCAAACACCAUCACUAUGAUACCCAACAGCAUGCCAGGCCUCAACUCUUUACACCCCUUCAACAGUUACUCCAGUGGACAAAAUAACACCCUACCCCAUCCACACCCUCAUUCACACUCCACCACGAGAGUAUAGCAACACACUUUCUCACACUCAAACACAAACAUACACACACACACAUACACUCCUGCAGAUGUGGAGUAUGAGUGUACAGACAGAGAGGGCAGCACUGAGUGAGGAAUAUCUUUACUCCUAGUGUUCAUAGGAACAGGAAAUAAAAGUACUUUUUUUUUCUUCUUUCCUCGAUAGCAAAACUAUGGUUUUAUAUUAAAUGUGAGAACAAAAACAGAUGCAAAUGUGCAAACCAAUUUCUGAUUUAAUGAAAUACAUACAGAGAUGUUUUUUUACUUCUUGUAUUUGUGACAAAAACAGGGCCAUUUCCUGGAAACAACUAUCAGUCUGGGAUUCUUUGAGGAAUGGUUUGAUACAGUGACCCGGAGAGGAAACAAUGGAAGCACAGAGGAGAUGACGUGUGGGAGGCCCUUUGUGAACAAUAGAAAACAUAUUGUUUUCCCGAGGCACUGGAUUGUAGAUUACUCUCUUCAGUGCAGAGGGGAGAUGCUGCUUUAUUUAGGCAUGCAUUCUCCUCCUGGUGGAGGCAUUGUAAGAUACAAAAUACUUCAAUAAUGGGAAAAAAGAGAGAACGAGAAAUCCUCAAGAAUAUGCACAAUUGAGACAUUCACUGAAUGUCUUUGAAUUCUUUUUGUCAGUUUAUUUUUGGGGGAACAGUUUUAUUGUAUAGGAACUAUUUACAUAUCUAGAUAUGUACACAAAGCACCCAUGCUCUUUAAGCCCUGUCUUGGGGCAUUGAUACUGAGGAAUCUGCCUCAAGAGCGUAGCGGGAAAUUUAUUGGCUUCCUGGCAGAUACAGCUUCAUCACACAAGUGCUGUCUAUACUGAAAACUGGUGGACACAAAGGGAGGCUGGAUAUUUUUAGCACGAUGCGCAUGACAAUUUAUCUGCUUGGUGGCUGUUCUGCUGAUUAAGUCCUUAUUUAAAACACACAAAAAAAGAAUAAUUUUCUUCCCUAUUUGGAUUUGUUUAUGGAAAUACUGCUCUGAUUGGCUUACAGCAAUUGGAAUAUGCUGACAUGGGUGGACACGGUGGGUUCUGAUUGGAGCUGGUGGUGGGAAGGGUUUGGGAUGAGCUAAAUAGAUUGCAUUUGCAAGUAGUUUGAGUGAACCUGGUUAUAAGGAUUAGUUUUGUACAUGUGUGUUGGUAAAACUUUUUAAUAGUGGUGAAUCACUUGUUGUUUGAGCUCCCAAGUGUGGGAAAUGUUAUGUAAUUUUUUAUUUGCUCAUUGGCCUCAGCUAUAAUCAUUGUUUUAUUUUUUUACUUUUUUAUUUUUCACCUCUUGCUAAUAGUCAAACCAUGUUACCUUAGAGAAUUUAUUACCUGUACUGUUUGAUUCUCAUUAUUUACUUUGCUGUGCUUUAUGAGGCAGUCCAUCACGCAGAUGCGAACGACUAUUUACCAAUGCAGGGAUUUAUUUGGUUCGACUUCAGCACUCUGGAGUCUGACUGGUUGCGCUGCUGUUCUUGCGCUGGUAUCUCCUCCUCAUCCAGAACUUUCUAUGAUUCUCCUGAAUGAGCAACACCAAUGAAUCCCACACUGAAGACAGGAGGGCCCCUGAUUAAAGAGUGUAUCAGGGGCCCUUCUAAUCGUAAGAACCCCUUGAUCAUAGUGCUGAAAGCUAGCUAUAGAAAAGAAAAACAAGAAAGAGAACAUUAAUGAGAAGAUAAAUGGAGAAUGUGUGCAAAAGAGAAACAGAAAGAACAAUUAAAGGCGACAGACAGAAAUCAGAAAGGAAAUUUGUCAGUUCUUACCUAGAGAUCAAUGCUGAAAGAGUGGCUGCCACUCAGUAGCCUCAUUGCUGAAAGUUUGACAAGCCAGUUUCACCUGCAAAUCUCUCUGUAAUUGCCAGUUUUGUCCAUGUGGCAUUCAAGUCCUCAUUUUUGGUUGUUUUUGAGUAUUUUUUUCUAUUUUUGAAAACCUUGUUGCAUACUACAUGUUAAUGAUCAAUACCAAUGAAUCCCAGACUAAAGACAGAAGGGCCCCUGGUGUGUAUUAUGGGGCCUUCUGAUCUUAAGAGGCCCUUGAUCAUACAGCUUAAAGCCAGAGAAGAGAAUCAAGAACCAAGACCCAAAAAUCAAGAUUAUCGAGAGAAAAGUCCAAGAGGGAUGUUACCAGUUUGUACCCUUUCUGUGGGUAGUCACUUAUGGAGUUUUUAAAAGCUGAGUUAUUCUCCUAACCAGCAAUCACAAGGAGCGACAGGACAAUUUGUUGCUUGCUUGGUUUCUUAUCCUGUCGCACCGUGCCGGGUAAAAUAUGAAAUCUCACUGAUCCAAAAUCCCGCUCCACAUACCUGAAUAUUAAACAUCAAAUAUGAUCUGAUUUGUUAUUGUUUUGCAUCACACAGCAUUUUCACUUUCAGUGAGGACACCUGGUUGCACCUGGUUAAGACAUGGUGUAAUGGCAAAAGUAUGAGUUUUCUCAGACAGUCAGGGUUCCCGUGGCCAAGGAAAACCUGAAAAUAUAAGGGAGUUUUAAAUUUGUGAUUUUUCAGGCUUGGAGAAGUCAUGAAAAUCAUUAAAAUGUUAAAGUCAUAUUUAUAGUAAAUUUAAAUGGGUCUAAUUAGGUUCAGCUUUACAGUAUUUAUUCGGCUAGAAAUUGCUCUUUUUGAGUGUAAUCUCUACAGUAUAAAAUUACUAAAAAAAAUAAGUAAAAAAACCCUUAAUCAAUAAUCAUGAACAACUGGAAAAGUCAUAGAAAUUCUUCUGCAAAUGGAGUGGAAACCCUGGACACUAUAAGCUAUGUUGGUAGCAGUACAGCCUUUUACAUCUUAAGGUAAUUAAUUCAUAGUUGUUGAGUAAAACAAUGAGGAAUGGGAAUGAAUACCUGAGCCUUGGUGACUAGCUAGUGGUAGAGAACUAAUGAGGGAAGCCAAGGAAGGGAAUAAGGAUGAAAGAAAUGUGCUGAUCCUCUACUGAUCAACCUGUGACACACACCGUUCCUAACAACAUGUUCCCAUUCAGAACACAGACUCCUUUGGGCCACUCCUCUCUGUUCUACUAUAACCUAUGACAACUGUAUAGAGAGAGCAUCGCUGCUCUGUAUGCCAGUCCAUAUCUGCAGGCAUGCAUAUGCAAAGUCUACCUGCCAAUGUGUCCCCCUCCAAAGGAAGCUCGUUUGAACAACAUUAAAAUUUAAUGAUCUGUACACCGGUGGGGCGCUCUGAGGAAUCGUCUUGUGAAGGCACAUGUACCAAGGAGAGAUCUGGAAUUCAUCUGAAAUUAGGGAAAUUGCCACUGCUCAUCAUGUUUUACACACACACACACACACACACACACACACACACACACACACACACACACACACACACACA
Myxocyprinus asiaticus (Chinese sucker) is the source of this 6477-nucleotide messenger RNA. RefSeq names its product neuroligin-1-like. Lineage: Eukaryota; Metazoa; Chordata; Actinopteri; Cypriniformes; Catostomidae. Gene Ontology annotation, molecular function: neurexin family protein binding; signaling receptor activity. The transcript has 7 exons. Gene Ontology annotation, biological process: chemical synaptic transmission; modulation of chemical synaptic transmission; presynaptic membrane assembly. Gene Ontology annotation, cellular component: postsynaptic specialization membrane; cell surface; synapse. The coding region runs from base 621 to 3167 and encodes 848 amino acids. The record is from RefSeq and is a predicted model, not a curated record.